This is a messenger RNA of Didymosphaeria variabile, 987 nucleotides long. RefSeq names its product transglycosylase. The coding region runs from base 1 to 987 and encodes 328 amino acids. The transcript is spliced from 3 exons. NCBI's taxonomy places the organism in Eukaryota, Fungi, Ascomycota, Dothideomycetes, Pleosporales, Didymosphaeriaceae. Gene Ontology annotation, cellular component: fungal-type cell wall. Gene Ontology annotation, biological process: carbohydrate metabolic process; fungal-type cell wall organization. Gene Ontology annotation, molecular function: glycosyltransferase activity; hydrolase activity, hydrolyzing O-glycosyl compounds. The record is from RefSeq and is a predicted model, not a curated record.
AUGCAUUUCUUAACAUCCAAGCUGCUGCCUCUGCUCUUCGCAAGCGUUGUGACUGCACAGACAACAACAUCAUGUAACCCCACAGAGAAAACCUGUGCAGCGGACACCGCCCUCUCUUCGUCAACAUACACCCACGACUUCGCCACAGACGGCUUUGACGACGCGAAUUGGAACAUCACUGCCGGAAACGUAACGACAACCUCCUCGGGCGCGCUCUUCACCAUCAAGGAAUCCGGCGACGCUCCCACCAUUCGCAGCAAGUGGUACAUCUUCUUCGGUCGCGUGUCUUUCAUCAUGCGGUCCUCCCCCGGAACUGGCAUCGUCAGCUCAGCAAUCUUGUUGUCCGACGACCUCGACGAGUUGGACUGGGAGUUCCUCGGCGGCGAAGCGGACGUCGCGCAGACGAAUUACUUUGGGAAAGGUGAAAGUAGUACGACGAAUAGGGAGGUGGAUGUCGCUGCGAGCGAUAGCCAAACCACAUCCCACAACUACACGAUUGUAUGGAACAAAGAUAGUACCGAGUGGCUUGUUGAUGGCGUCGUGUUGAGGACGCUGACCGCUGAUGAGGCUGUUUCGGGCGGUAAUAGUUAUCCGCAGACACCCAUGGAUGUGCGUAUUGGCAUUUGGGCGGGCGGCGAUAGCAGCAAUGCCGAGGGCACGAUUGAGUGGGCGGGUGGGGAGACGGAUUAUGGUCAGGGACCGUUUGAGAUGGUGUUGGAGAAGGUCGAGGUGGUUAACGAUAAUCCGGGCAGUGGUUAUACAUACGGUGAUACUAGCGGGGAUGCGGAUAGCAUCGAGGUUGAUGAAGAGGGCGCGACGACUUCUGCAACGUCAGAGCCUUCCGGGACGAAGACAAAUACUGCAAGUGGUAGUGCUGGUGGGAGUACGGGCACGGCGACGGCGACGCAAUCGGGUUUCUGUGCAGAGCACAUGUUUUGCAAUAGUACUAAGCGUAUUGCUGGCGCUACUGUAGUCUUCACGCUAUAG